AUGACGCUCCGGCGGGCUCACGUCGCUCCCAAUCCUCAGCUGACGCAGACAUACCGUGCGCAAAAGCUUAUAGGACACAGUUCUGCAUCCAAAGAGCGUCCCGCUCUCGUCACCAUUCAGCAAAACACUCGUCGCAACAAGCCUCGUCCUGGCGUUGUGCCAGACGAUGAGGCGCCAGCCAACAAGAUCUCUGCUGGAUCAAAGCGAAAGAGACCCCCGGGAGGGAUCGAAAACGCUGCUGCUGGCCCCUCGAAUCCGCGGUCCGCCAAACGCUUGAAGCGAAGCGCAUCCCCGGCGCAAUCAAAUUCGGACAGUGAUACGGCCGCAAUGGAUACCGAAGAGAGCAGCGAAACAGAUGAGGAGGAAACUCUAGACUAUUACCUCUUCGAUGCCCCGCUGUCAGAGCUCAAAAAGCUCAGGAAAGACGAGUUGGUGGCAUUCUACAAGGAGGCAAACAUAGCGCGUCCCGCAUCAGAGGUUGAGCAGCUCACGCGUCUCCAUCUCGCAAACGCUAUUAUUGCCGCGCGUAGCAAUCGUCACCGACGCGGAGUUUCAAAGCGUGCCCCUAACGGAAAACAACCCCGUCCUGGCCGUACCCUUGGCAUUGGUCGCCCUCCUUUUACACCAGACUCGGACGACUAUCGAACAAACCGGUCAAACCAGACUCGAACAAAUCUUCGCCGUGCAGCAACAGACGGAGACGCUGGCUCCAAGACUGGACAACCAAUCGGGCGCUCCUUCUCAUUAAACAUGCUGGUGAAACCAAACAACGGUCGGGAUAGGAGAGCAAGGAUCGACUCUCAUUGUUCUUCGCGCUCCGAUGAUGUUCCUCCCAUCACCCCUAUCUCUCCCCCCAUUACUCGCAAGCGUGUCCAGUCUGACCCGAGGCAUGUUCACCUCGAGCAUGACGAUUCAGAUGUCGAGUUGCCCAGAACUUAUGAGCCUAGUCCGCGGCGUCUACGAUCUCAUGGAGAGCGGUCCUCGCAAGACAGUAGCCGUGCAGGUAGAAAGCUUCCUGGUCGCUCGGUGAAGCCAAAGAUAGGAGAACUACAGGAAGAAGACUCAGAUGGAUUCGAUAGCGAGGGGAGUGCCAUGGACGCUGUGCCAGCAUCGUCUACAGUCGAUACGGAUCGCGACGAGGACUCUGAAAACGACGAUGAAGACGAAGAAGAUGAGGACAGACUCUCGCCACGCAAACUCCGAAAUGGAAAGGUCAUCACUGUCGAGGAGGAAGAAGAGGCCAACAGUGAUUCCGAGACUGAAGAUCCCAAUGCCUCUGGGGACACCGAAUACAUGGAAGAGGAUGAGGAAGACGCGGAAUCAGAAAGCAUUGGCGGGGAUAACGAUGCGGAUGAAGACUACGACGACGAUGUCGACCUCUCAGAGGAGACUAUCAAGUCACUGAUCCGGUACAGACGGGAAGAGCUGGUCCGACUUUGCGAGUCAAGGAACCUCGAUGUUGAUGGGACCAAACCGCAGCUUGCCAAAGCCUUGCUUGAAUGGCGUGACUCUCAGCAACCCUCUUCCAGUGCAUCGACCGUUCGUGCACCGUCUACCGAGCACCCAAAGAAGCAGCGACACCGCCCACCGGUCCUCGAACGAUCAGGUCGUGUGCAUGUAUCACAACCCCGUACGCCUCCUUUGUCCGAAGAUCACGGCAUCGAAAGCGUCCAAGGGGUUGAGAUCCAUGGUACUGCGGAAGAGCCAGAACUCGAAUUCGACCUCGGCUCUCUUGGACUGGAAGACAAAGAAAUUCCAUACGAGAAGCUUGUGAAGAAGGAGAAAAUUGGAAGUGGCGGUUUCAAAGACGUCUAUUCGGGCCUUCUGGGGAAUCGCAAGGUGGCGAUUGCCGAGUUUAGAGGAACUCUCACUGCCAUGGAUAUCAAGGAGCUGCAGUUGUUGCGUGACCUCAGCCAUGACAAUAUCGUGCGCUUUUACGGCGUGAGCGUUCCCGAGAACACGAAGGAAACUCCCGUGAUGAUGAUUAGCGAGCUUUGCGCCAACGGAGAUCUCUUUGACUAUGUGCGCAACGAAAAGGCACCGUCAUUCUCUCGAGUGCUACGCCUCAUGUUCGACAUUGCCAGUGGCUUGGAGUACCUACACAAGCAUAAGCCUUCUAUCAUUCAUCGAGACUGCAAAUCCUCAAACAUUCUGAUCACCCGCAAUGGGAGAGCCAAGAUUGCAGACUUUGGCCUAGCCAAAGUCAAGCAGUCGACGCGCUCGAUGGUGCGAAGUCUCGUAGGCACCGUCAACUGGCAAGCCCCAGAGCUUUGGAACGCACAUCCCAAAUACGAUCACAAGGUGGACGUGUUUUCGUGUGCGAUGGUGUUCUGGGAAAUCCUCCAAUGGCAUCUUCCCAAUAAAAAGUAUCCAUGGGAAGGCAUGAAUGAGCAUGCCAUAUAUGACGCUGUGGGGGCGAAAAGACAGCGCCCCUCUGUUUCUGGUCUUAGAAAACAAUGGAGUCCUGAAAUUGUGGACCUGAUUGAGCGCAUGUGGGCCCAAGACCCGCGAGACAGACCCUCAAUGUCUGAGGUUGUAGAAGAGUUGGACAACAUGCGCGCAUGA
Messenger RNA from Serendipita indica DSM 11827, 2565 nucleotides. NCBI's taxonomy places the organism in Eukaryota, Fungi, Basidiomycota, Agaricomycetes, Sebacinales, Serendipitaceae. The record is from the annotation of a GenBank genome assembly.